Molecule: messenger RNA, 924 nt
Organism: Danaus chrysippus (African queen)
Lineage: Eukaryota; Metazoa; Arthropoda; Insecta; Lepidoptera; Nymphalidae
Source: the annotation of a GenBank genome assembly
AUGAGCCAGUCGACGGGAGAACAAGAAGUCGGUAUCGUGAGUUCAUUGGAGAGAUCCAGACAGAAGGCGAAAAAAUUGAAAAAGGACAUUAGCAUCAUUGAAAGAGUACAUGUUGCAGGCAAAAAAAUUAAAGUAUUGGUCGACAAGAAGAAAAAGAAGAGCACCGAACUAUCUAAAUAUCGUUUAACGGUCGGGAAGCUACGGCAACAAAUCAAAGAUGAAAUAAAAGGAUUGGUGAAAAUUAGACAAUCAUCGGAAUUUAAACAAAUUUCGGGACUGGCUUUUCGAAAGACCUACGAAUACAUUGAUCACAUUAUGUACGAUUACUGUGGCGAAUUUUGUAACAACUAUGACGAUUCGAGUUCGACGAACAACAACAAUGACAGCAACACAGAUGAAAAUUCAUGUGAUGCACCACCAAGGAUAACUUCGACUUCAUAUCAUUUCGAAAAGAUGUACAAAUCUACCAUGGAAUGUGUCGUUUGUCUGAGCGAAAUCGGUGAUCAUGUCCGACGUGAACUGCCGCCCGGCUGGUACUAUUGUAAGGAAGUUGACGAUUUCGCCUAUGAUUUCACCGAGUUCGAUGGGGCGGUUCAGAAGAGCAUUUGUGAUCAUUGGCGGAAGACCGACAUCGAAGAUUUCCAUGCGGCCAUAAACCUGUGCGUGUUCUGGCGGCCGUCUUGCUCGGUGCCCGUGUACGAGGACGACAACGAAAACAUUUACAUGAAUAAGCAUCUCAUGCAUUUUCAUUUGUCGCAAAUCUUUAACAGAUUCGAAAAUCGCACGCUGCCCUGGUUACAAUACUCGAAAAUAUUGUGUGAAAUUAGAAAUUUUACAACCACCAAAUACAUGAAAGUGGCAUCUGUCGAUUAUAAACUCCCGCAAUGGUUGCGUCUGUUGAAUUUGCCCCCAAAAUGUCGUUAG